UAUUAUACUAUUGUACGGUACACAUCUAAUUUUUUGCUUUAAUAAAUUUAUCAUAUUAUAAAUUAUUAUAGUCUGUUUUGAUACUUUUUUACUUUUUGUUAAGAAAUUUCGUUGUGAAAAGUAAAGUUUAGAUUACAAUUUUGCGUGAAUAUUUGUAAAAUAUGAGCACUCUGCGAUUCAAGGAUAGUAAGACGGCGGUCAAAAACCGUUCCACCAAGAAAACGUUUGAAGAAUAUCUCAGGGAUGCAGAAUCGUUAAAGUCUGACAUUUAUGUCAGAUGCGAUGGCUUUGACGAUGUUCUGGCUGCUUGUAAUUCAGACUCUGUCGAGACGCCCUACAUUAAUUUCCUAAGGGUUUUUUGGAAGCGCCACAGCGAUUAUUACACGAAUCAGCAAAUUGUACAGGCGGCUGCAAACCGAUGGAACGAGAUGUCUAUACUCCAACGGUGCAAGUACUCUGUGAAUCCACCCAAAACUUCACUGGGUUAUUGCGAUUCGGAGAACAGUAGUACCGCUAGUGAACUUCCCGGCUCGUCGGACAGCGAUGAGCAAUCGGAUUCAGAUCCAGGUACCCCUAAGGCCACAGACACUUUCUUUGGUGGCAGCAGCAACGGCGGUGGUGAAUGUUAUAACAAAAAGAAGGAACCUCAGUACAGCAAGCCAAAGUGCAUGAAGCCCAAGCCAAGUUGCCCUAAACCCAAGUCGAAGGUAAAGAAAUGUUGUGCAAAACCCAAGCCCAAGUGCGCCAGGCCUAAGCCAGCGUGCCCAAGGCCCAAGAAAAGGAUGUCGUGCCCCAAGCCGAAGCCCCGGUGCCCCAAGCCGAAGUCCAGGUGCGCAAAGCCAAAGCCAAAGUGCCCCAAGCCCAAACCAUCGUGCCCCAAGUAAACGUAUUUGAAACGUGUCGCCCCUUUCCGUCAACAAUUAGGCCAUUUUUAGAUCCGCAACCAGACAAAAAAAAACAAAGUAAUGCUUGUAAGCACUGCUAGAAUCGUAGAUAUUGGGAAACCUCCAGGGAAGAAGGCCAUUGACAUCCGGGGAUGGAAGCGAAGCUUUAACAGAACCGAGGAACGUGGUCUUUGGUCCGGGAAGGUCCAGAAUACUACUCUUUUAAUAACCCCCAUACAAGCAAAUUUACCAUUUGAUAAAUAAAGAAAUGUCUGGUAAAAAA
This is a messenger RNA of Drosophila rhopaloa, 1167 nucleotides long. RefSeq names its product histone-like protein 18C (gene Mst77F). The coding region runs from base 162 to 884 and encodes 240 amino acids. The transcript is spliced from 2 exons. Lineage: Eukaryota; Metazoa; Arthropoda; Insecta; Diptera; Drosophilidae. The record is from RefSeq and is a predicted model, not a curated record.